Messenger RNA from Chanos chanos (milkfish), 1474 nucleotides. It is a transcript of the gene katna1, whose product is annotated as katanin p60 (ATPase containing) subunit A 1. The record is from RefSeq and is a predicted model, not a curated record. The transcript is spliced from 10 exons. The coding region runs from base 1 to 1452 and encodes 483 amino acids. NCBI's taxonomy places the organism in Eukaryota, Metazoa, Chordata, Actinopteri, Gonorynchiformes, Chanidae. Gene Ontology annotation, biological process: microtubule severing. Gene Ontology annotation, molecular function: ATP binding; microtubule severing ATPase activity; ATP hydrolysis activity. Gene Ontology annotation, cellular component: microtubule cytoskeleton.
AUGAGUUUGUUUGAAAUUAGUGAGAACGUGAAGCUCGCGCGGGAGUAUGCCUUACUGGGGAACUACAGUUCUGCUGUGGUUUGCUAUCAGGGAGUACUUGAGCAAAUCAAGAAAUACCUGUUCUCGGUUCGUGACAGUGUCUUACAGCAAAAAUGGCAACAGGUUUGGCAAGAAAUUAAUGAGGAAACCAGACAUGUAAGAGAAAUUAUGACGACUUUGGAGAGUUUUAGUAUGGAAACGCCCCCUUCAAAACCAAGCAGUUUCAAUCAAGAUCACGACAUCAUGCCAGUCCAAGUAGAGCGCAGAUCCUCUCCGUGUCCUGUCAGGAGAGCUCCAGGGCCUUACAAAGACAACAAGCCCAACACCAGGCUGAGCGCCGGGCCUCGGGCAGUCAGGCCGUCGCCCAGAGGGCCAAACGGAGACAAGGGCAAACCGCAGAGGGGCAAAGAGAAAAAAGAAAACUCUUCAAAGUCCAAAGAUGACAAGAGCAAAGCGGACGUUUCAGAGACAGAGGUGAAGAGGUUUGAUAGAGGAGGGGAGGACAAAGACUUGGUGGAGACUCUAGAACGUGACAUCAUAUCCCAAAACCCCAACGUGAAAUGGGAUGACAUAGCAGAUUUGGAAGAAGCCAAAAAGCUUUUGAAGGAAGCUGUCGUGUUGCCCAUGUGGAUGCCGGAGUUCUUCAAGGGGAUUAGGCGGCCAUGGAAGGGAGUGCUUAUGGUUGGCCCCCCGGGCACAGGGAAGACGUUGUUGGCCAAAGCUGUGGCCACUGAGUGCAGAACAACAUUCUUCAACGUGUCCUCCUCCACACUCACUUCCAAAUACAGAGGAGAGUCAGAGAAACUGGUUAGACUGCUGUUUGAAAUGGCCCGAUUCUAUGCUCCCACCACUAUAUUCAUUGAUGAGAUCGAUUCCAUGUGCAGCCGAAGGGGAACGUCGGAGGAGCACGAAGCCAGCAGACGGGUCAAAGCAGAACUCCUGGUCCAGAUGGAUGGCGUUGGUGGGACGUCAGAAAAUGACCCCUCUAAGAUGGUGAUGGUUUUGGCAGCUACUAAUUUCCCCUGGGACAUCGACGAGGCUCUCAGACGACGGCUGGAGAAGAGAAUUUACAUUCCACUGCCCUCAGCCAAAGGAAGGGUGGAACUCCUAAAGAUUAGCCUAAAGGAGCUGGAGUUGGCUCACGAUGUGGACCUGGAUAAAAUCGCAGAGCAAAUGGAAGGAUAUUCUGGUGCUGACAUCACUAACGUCUGCCGAGACGCGUCUCUGAUGGCCAUGCGUCGCCGGAUCGAGGGCCUGACUCCAGAGGAGAUCCGAAACCUUUCCCGGGACGAGAUGCAUAUGCCCACCACCAUGGAGGACUUCGAGACGGCACUAAAGAAAGUCUCUAAAUCGGUUUCCGCCGCCGAUUUGGAGAAGUACGAGAAAUGGAUCACUGAGUUCGGCUCCUGCUGAUUUGUCCAAUUCGCAGUUGAUA